AGCUUAAUGUGUUUUUGUUUUUUUUUUCAGUUAUUGAAGCAGCUAACGGAUUGCAAGCUUGGAAGAUAUUGGAGGAUUUAACCAAUCAUAUUGAUCUCAUUUUAACUGAAGUGGCAAUGCCUGGUUUAUCAGGCAUUGGUCUUCUGUACAAGAUUAUGGGCCACAAAACUCGGAAAAAUAUUCCAGUAGUUAUGAUGUCAUCUCUUGAUUCUAUGGGUUUAGUCUUUAAGUGUUUGUCAAAGGGUGCCGUUGACUUUCUAGUCAAACCCAUUCGAAAGAAUGAGCUCAAAAACCUGUGGCAGCACGUUUGGAGAAGAUGUCACAGUUCUAGCGGGAGUGGCAGUGAAAGUGGAACGCAAACACAGAAGUCUGUUAAAUCAAAGAGUCUUGAGAAGUCUGAGAAUAAUUCUGGGAGCAACGAUGAAGAUGAUAAUGGAAGUGUAGGCCUGAAUAAUGGGGAUGGAAGUGACAAUGGUAGUGGCACUCAGAGCUCAUGGACCAAACGUGCUGUAGAAGUUGAUAGUCCCAAACCUGUCUCUCAGUGGGAUCAAAUAGCUGAGUGCCCUGACAGUACUUGUGCUCAAGUUGUUCACUCCAAUGCUGAACUCGGUGGGAACAAGGAGGCUUCCCUAGGUGCAAAGGAGUGUUCAGAACAGAAGGAACAACUUGUCAAAACUGCAGGUUCUAAACAUAGCAAUGCACCUGAUGCCGGCCCCUCUAAAUCACUGGACCUUAAUUGUGAAAAUCAAUCAAUCAAGCUAAGGUGCAAAGGUUUAUCAUUGUCUGAAGCCAUUACUAGCAGUUCUGAUUAUCAGAUGCAUAGUGGAGAAUUUGAAGCCUUAAAUAAAAGGCUGAAGUCCUCAGAUAGUGAAAAUAAAGGUACUAAUAAUGAUGAAGAAUUGCCAUCUCUUGACCUUAGUUUAAAGAGGCCUAGAGGAGUUAAAGAUACUGGUAUUAUAAUUCAGGAUGAUAGGAAUGUCUUAAGACGUUCUGAUCAGUCUGCUUUCUCAAGGUACAAUGCAGCCUCUAACGCUAAGAAAUCUCCCACUGGAUGUGUUGGAAGCAAUUCUCCCUAUAAUAAUAGCUUAGAAGUUACAAAGAAAGAUUCAUCUCAUGAUAUUCAAUCUCAUUCAAGCGGCAAUCUUCCUAACCAAAAUUCAAAUGGUGCUAGCAAUAACAUUGAUAUGGGUUCCACUACUAAUAAUGCUUAUGCUAAAUCUGCAGUUAUAAGUGAGCUAGCAGUGGCUUCAACCAAAUGUUUGUACCCAACAUCCGCUUUCCAGCCUAUAAAAAACAACCUUGUCUGUAAAUCUCAACAAGUCAUCUUACAUAACACUGAAGAUAAAGCAGCAACAAUGCUGGCAUUACCUAAAGUAGACAGACAUAGAGAUUCUGCUGCUCCAGACUUCCAUCUCCAUUAUGAAAACAAUAACUGUACUGAUGACAUGCACCAGCUGCCACCUGAUCAUGAUGCUGAAUCUGCAAAGAAAUUGGCUACUGCUGCUACUCCACAUUGUGGUUCAUCAAAUGUGGUAGAAGUGCUAGUUGAAAGUAAUGUUGGAAACCUCAGUAUCAAUAGAAGUGUUUCAGGAAGCAACAAUGGAAGCAAUGGCCAAAAUGGGGGCAGCACAGCAGUUAAUGCUGGAGGAACAAACAUGGAAAGCAACAAUGGACUCCCUGGGAAUAGUGGCAGUGGAGAUGCUAGUGGAAGUAGAAGUGCCAACAGAGUAGAUCAAAACAAGACUUCUCAAAGGGAAGCAGCCUUAACUAAAUUUCGCCAAAAGAGAAAAGAAAGAAAGGAGAGGUGCUUUCAUAAAAAGGUAACAGUCCAUAGAGUACAUAAGUAAGUGAUUUAAUAUAUAUUGCUAUGAUGUAGAAACUGGAAAUUAUAUGUUUUAGACUAUAUAUACUUCUUUUUCCCAGUGGUUGACCUCUGUAAACAUAAUUCUCGAGAAAAUUUCAACAAAAGAAAUUGAAUAUAACAAUGGGAAAAUUCCUAAAACCCCUUUUUGCCUAACUAUUUCUCACCAUCCCACCCCUCAAAUAUAUCCAACCUUCUGGUGGUGAUACUAUAGUCUUUCCUAUAUCUAUUCUCUCCAUCAAGCUGUUCUUACCAUAAA
Vigna umbellata (rice bean) is the source of this 2120-nucleotide messenger RNA. NCBI's taxonomy places the organism in Eukaryota, Viridiplantae, Streptophyta, Magnoliopsida, Fabales, Fabaceae. The record is from RefSeq and is a predicted model, not a curated record.